This is a messenger RNA of Klebsormidium nitens, 1548 nucleotides long. The record is from the annotation of a GenBank genome assembly. NCBI's taxonomy places the organism in Eukaryota, Viridiplantae, Streptophyta, Klebsormidiophyceae, Klebsormidiales, Klebsormidiaceae.
AUGUCAGAAGGUUUCAUGCAGCCAACAUUUUCCAACACAGAUAGUCCGUUCCCCAGGUUCCUGCCUCACACUUUCUCCAAGCUAACCUUAAGAGAGAUGGCGCAGCGGCUCACGGAGGAGGGGCCUGUGGAACUGGACCUGCACAAACCGGAGAGCAGUGCAUGGCUCAAGAACAUUCUUAAACAAGCGCGAAAUAAAGAUUUUGAGACACGAUGCUUCGCUCUGUCUAGGUUCCGUGCAGUCUUGAACAGCAUGGUGAUCAACAAAGGACAUGCACUUUGCGCUGGUUUCGCAGCGUACGUGCUGGAGGAAGGCAUCCUCGAAGAAGUCAUCAGGAAUCUAAGAGCAGCUCAAUCAGAAGGCGACUUCUACGUCUUCCCGAAGAUCGAGUUCCGGGACCUUAUGAUCAAUCAAAGAUCUUUUACGCUCUCGAAAGUGGAGAUCUGCUUCAGACUGUUGCAUGUGCUGAUCCUAGACACUCGAACUGCGCGCUUUGUCCUUAAGGCCAUACCCAACUUGCUUUCCAUCCUCGAAGGAGCUUACUUCUCGUUAUCAUUACGUUUCUCACACGAAGGGUUGGAAUUACCUGACAACACGGCGGAGUUGGAGCUACUCAGAGAAGGCGUCAAAGCUUCUAGCCUCUCGGUGCUUGUUUCUCUGGUGAACUGUACCGAGAAAUGCAGGGACAAGAUAAGCAGCAGAAAGGUCUUUCUUCAGCACAUCCUAAGAGACAGCGUCGCGGACACGGAGUUCUCGGGACGAAUCAUUGAAUGUGCAAUUCCCUUUUUCAACGACCUCUCCUCUUCGUGCGAUCUUUCCCAGUUCCUCGACGAGACUAUCAGGCUUACUCUAAAAGGUCUGACCGUGCUUGACAGCGCUACUCUGCUGAAAAUGACCGUCAGCCUUAUUGGCAAAGCAAUGAAGGAACACAUCAAUGAAGUGAUUGAGAAGCUGUACGAACUCAGAGCGAACGGGAGAGUGAAGCACGAAGUGCCGGCACUGUUGGGAGUAGCAUCUUGCCCUGACCUCGACGAAACAACAAGAGCGCUCGUUUACAUGCUUCUGGCCAAUCUGAACGAGCAGUUUGAGAUGAUUUUCGACCAGACUCGUCCAUUUUCUCUAACGCCAGCGCAAGAAGAGAAGCUAGAGAAGUUGGUAGCUGCCUAUCCUCAAGCAGUGGCCAGGAGAGAGCAACUGAGCAGAGUUUUGCGGGCAGCGGAAAUCCAGUCUGCGGGAGAGCAUGGAAUGAAGUCAACGCCCGGCACUCCAGCUACGAUUUUCCAGGCGGCCUCUAAGAGUCUACUCGAGUACGUUCGAGACAAGGCAUACUUUCCAGGGGUACCAGCUACGGAUCCUAAGGCACGGAAGAAACCCUGCAGAAAGUGCUCCCGCUCAAGUUGCUCUCGUGUGGAGUCUGCCCCGUGCGAAUUCAAGGUCUGCAGCGGGUGUCGUCUCGCGGUCUACUGCUCCAAAGAAGGCGGAUGCGGAAUGGGCACUGAUGCACGCCACUGCUUUACAUCACUCGUCUUCUCCGAUUGGAUUGGGUAG